UUACUCUUAAUCUGACCACAUUGUCCUCCUCGCAGAUUCCCACGCGCCCUGAUCGCUGAUUUAAACUUUUCGGGGACUUCUUCUAACGAGCUUGCGUUGGGAUGGUUCAUUCCUUCCGGAGGCGGAGGAUAUUGAUGGGAUAUUUCUGUCUCCAGUGCAUCACCUGAGGACCGCCGGGCAGGGAGCCGGAGGGCGUCUGGAGGCUGGAUGGACAACAUGUCUCCACAGCAGGACAGCCUCGGACUGCAAGAAAACAAACGGCGGAUGAAGUCUAUGACAUAUCGACGGCAGUCCGCCCCGUCUCUCGUCAUCACCAAGGCUCUCACCAGGUCCAAGACUCUCUCCAGGGAUAACUUUGUGAUUCCCGUGAACCCGGAGUCCUGCCCGCUGGUCCAGUCCUGCCUCGCCGGCUCCGAUCGGGCUUUUCUUCUCCACUGCCAUGCUCAGUUGAAAACGGGGAUGCAAACCCAGGAGAGACACCUCUUCCUGUUCAACGACAUACUUGUGAUCGCCAAAGCCAAGUCAGCCAGCCACUUCAAGCAGAAGGCCCAGGUGUGCGUGUGCGAUAUGUGGACGGCGGGAUGCUUGGAGGAGGUGUGCGAGGGCAGCACGUUUCCAGAGAGGAGCUUCGUCAUGGGCUGGCCGACCUGCAACUGUGUCGCCGUGUUUAGCUGUGCCGAUCAGAAGGAGAGGUGGCUCUCCGUCCUCAAAAGUCUGAUCAGAGAAGAGAAGGAGAAAGAAGAACCGAAAACUAUUCCUCUGAGGGUGUACGGGAAGGGAAUCAACACUUUUGCGGUCACCAAGACACUUCCUGUCAGCAACUCUGAUUCGACCAAUGAGGUGAUCCGACUGGCCUUGCAGCAGUUUGGCAUCAUUGGAAAUGUAAAAGACUUCCAGAUGUGGGUCAUCUCCAAGAGGGACAACAACCUCUACCCUCUGAUCGGUCAUGAGUUUCCUUUCAGCGUCCAGAUGAGUCAUGUGAGACACACCGCGGCUACGGGGGGCGGCAGAGACACGCCCGCGUCGCCCGCGGACCGACAGCGGGCCAUGCAGGUGGAGCAGAUGCAGGUGUACAAGCAGUGUCAGUUCAUCCUGAAGCCUCGACCCGCUGAUACCCAGCAUGCAUCUGCAGAGACGUGCAAGAAGCCGUUUAAAAGGCGGCGCUCCCUCAUCACCUGGGCCUUCUGGCGCGGCUCCUCCUACAACCUGAACGAGUUGUCGGAGGCCGCGCACGGCCGCCUCUUCUGCCAGCCUCUCAACACUAUCUGUUUAGACAACAAGCUGCCAAAGCCUAUCAUGGACAUGCUGGUGUUUCUGUACCACGAGGGCUCGAGCACCAGGGGGAUCUUCCGUCGCCCCGCGGGGGCUCGGGCCGUCAGGGAGCUGCGGGACUCUCUGGACAUGGGCGUUUUCCAACUCCCCCUCGCUAAAGACAACGUCUUCAUCAUCGCCGGGGUCUUUAAGGAUUUCCUGCGCAACAUCCCGGGCAGCUUGAUGUGCUGCGAGCUGCACGAGGAGUGGAUGGACGUGCUGGAUGAAGACGAUGACGAGGAAGAGCAAGUGCAGGACGUGCAGAGGAUGAUUUUCCGUCUGCCCAAAGAAAACACUCAACUGCUCCGCUACCUGUUGGCCAUGCUUCACGGCAUCCAAGGCAACGCCCAGGAGAACCAGAUGACCAGCUUCAACCUCUCGGUGUGCAUCGCGCCCAGCAUGCUUUGGCCUCCGGGAUUGCCUUGUAGCCCCGAGGUGGAAGGAGAAGGAACUAGGAAGGUUUGUGACCUGGUGAAGUUCAUGAUUGAACACUGUCAGCAGAUUCUGGGGGAGAAUCCAUCGACGCUGUUCGGAGGGCCGGCGCAAAAGGUCAACGCUGAAGAGACGGGGUCAGAUUCCUGGCAGUACCCGUUGACCGACUCCUCCUACGACAGUCUGGAGAACGAUUUGGACACCAGCAGCGGCGGCUCUCCGGGCUUCUACGGCGGCGAGCGCUUCAAACCCAAGGCGCUUCAAGGCAGCCUGGACUCCAUCUUGACGUUCAGCGACUACGACCAAGACGCGGAGCCAAAUGCGCAACAGAAGGGUCAAGCGGCGGGAAGCGCCGAAACUAGCGCCCGCGAUCCAGAGCUCUCCUGUCCCCUCCGGGACGUUCCGGCUGUGAACGCAGCGUCCAGCCUGGAGUGGCUGUCGCUUGAUCCUCGGCACGGGCAGCGGCGGCGGAGGUGCUCGGAGCCGGCUAUAGCGUACGUGGCCAAGUUUCAGCCGAGCAGCGACGCCCUCACUGGUGAGGAUGAAGAGGAUGAAGAGGAGUUUUCCAAGAGUCCAACUUUCCACCCGCUCGAUCCAUCCAGAGAUCAGGCCAAUAGGGGUGGAGGUCUGCGGCCUGCAGCUCUGAAGGAGAGCCCGUCAAACUCCCCUGAACCCACCGGCUCCUCCUCGGACUCCCUCACUUUUUGGGCGACCAGACAGGAAGUGACAAAGACACAACAGCCUCCAUCCGCUGCUCCCUUCUCCGCGAGCGGUCCCCUGACCUCUGCCAGACUCAGAGACCUCGGGACGUGUCACAAAGCGUCUUCUUCGCCCAAAGAAACGCAGAACUGGGCGACCCUGAAGAGCUGCGGCAACCUUCACCCAAACUCUUGGCUGAAGAAAAGCCGGAGGCGUCAAGACAGCUUGGAGAAGGAAGAAGAGGACGCGAUGUGGAGAGGACCCACUGAGUCGUUCACCCUCAGGAAACUCUCCCCAGAGGAAAGAGAGGAAGGAGGAAAAGUGAUCACGUCAAAAGACGCAGGCCGACGGGGUCAUGUAGGUCCCCACAACGUUUAUCAGCUUAAACAGAACUCAUCAAGCCCCCCUUCCCACCACCGCUCUACAGGUAGUCUACAUUUUCCCACAGACUCUCAGGUGACAGACGGGCAGGCGAGAGGCAAGAAGAGUAAGCCCCCUCUGUCCAUCCUCAAGGACAGCAAGUCUCACUCUGUGGACGAGGAGCCCAAAGCCAGGAUCCAACAGCGCCGCGGUUCAGAACCGUGGCGGCAGGUCGCGGGGCGCGCCUCCAGCCUGACGAGGGCGCGGCUGCCCAGCGACCCGGGGCUGAAGGUGACUGAUGUGGACUGGCGGGGAGAGGCGUCAGAGGCCCGUUUCUGCCUCACCCCCUACGCCACCAAAGCGGUGAAGGAGUACUUCUCCUCGCACCGACACGGUAACCCCAAGAGCAGCCAGCAGGUGGCGCUGGCGCUGGUGGAGAGUCGCAGGGAGUGGCUUAAGAGAUGCAGCGAUGCGACAGCAGAACCGGACUUUGAGCAGCUUCUGUUCGCUGAAGAAUCAUUUGUUUAAAUCUGACUGCAACCUGCAGGAAAGCAGAAUCACUUACCCGCAUUGGACAUUAGCAUACCUAGAUAAGAACGAAUAUGGUUAUUAUUAUACUUGCCAACUUAUAAAUUACUGCUUUUUGUUGUGUUCUCAGACCCUUAAAUUGUGCGAAAUAUUUGCCUUAGUCUGUGGACUUAUAUAUUUAAUAUUAAUUGUUCAUUUGUUGUAGCAUAAACAGUUUGAAAAAUUCAUUUCACACAAGGCAAAAAGGUACAUUUGAAAACUUUGCCUCGAGCUUACUGCCAAUGGAAGGGAACGUCCUCAAGGCUGGAUUUACACACAGAAGUAAAACGACCUUUUAAGAUGAUUUCAAUUGAGAAAAAAAAACAAAAAAACAAAUCUGAAUGGAAGUUUAAAACUGUUGGAUUGUGUUUCAAAAUCGAUCGGGCCAAACUUGAAACCUGCCAAUUUAAAAAACGACCGGAUGUUGCCUUUUUUAAAAAUCUCGGACAAGUAGAAUCUUCAUUUUGUGUAGCGCCAAUUCAUAACUAAUGUCAUCUAAAGACGCUUUAAUUAACUAUUAUUAUUUAUUUAGGGGAAAUUCUGUUUUUACACUCUGUGUAAUGAACAUGAGGCUGCAUACACACACACACAUGCACAAACAGGAUCCUGCAUUAAAGGAGCGGUCUCAGAGUGAGGGGCAUCAAACAGGAAAUGGACUUUUACUAAUUUGGUCAAAGCAUGAUUCUCAGAUGUAAUUGUUUUUCAUGUUCUCUUCCAUGUAACUCCCCCCCUCCCCCCCACCAAUGCAUUUUUCUGUACAGCUUCGAUCUCCUCUUAGUGUCGACACUAGUAACUUUAAAGUUAUGAACCUUUGAUGCUAAACUCUGUUCUGUUGGCAAGUUCUCAAAAAUCAAUGGCACAAUACUUUGCAUACGGACAUAAUCCAGAAGCAGCCAUCAUGAUUGGACUGUAGU
This is a messenger RNA of Labrus mixtus (cuckoo wrasse), 4283 nucleotides long. Its product is annotated as rho GTPase-activating protein 20-like. The transcript has 16 exons. Gene Ontology annotation, molecular function: GTPase activator activity. The record is from RefSeq and is a predicted model, not a curated record. Gene Ontology annotation, biological process: signal transduction; regulation of Rho protein signal transduction. Bases 208 to 3330 code for a protein of 1040 amino acids. Lineage: Eukaryota; Metazoa; Chordata; Actinopteri; Labriformes; Labridae.